Messenger RNA from Biomphalaria glabrata, 2976 nucleotides. Its product is annotated as mucin-5AC-like. The transcript is spliced from 3 exons. The record is from RefSeq and is a predicted model, not a curated record. Bases 643 to 2268 code for a protein of 541 amino acids. NCBI's taxonomy places the organism in Eukaryota, Metazoa, Mollusca, Gastropoda, Planorbidae.
UGUAAGUAACAAAAGUAGAUUUAGAUCUAGAUAAAGAUCUAACUCUACGACGUAUACUUUGAAGUCUUGACAACAAAAACAUACUGUUUUGUGUUUACUUAUAGUCUUAUUAUUUAUAGGUCUAGAUGGAUAACCAAUUCACACAUCUUCGGAUAGCUACAAUGUUUACAAUAGCAAUUUAUGGUGAAUUGAUUCAGUCCUUCAAAAUGGAUCUGCAGUCUUUAAAUGUGUUGCACCAAGAGCCACUUGGGGUGCAAAAUCUAUACCAACAAUCUCAGGGAAAACUACAGUCACAUAAAAAGUUGCAGCAUUCACAGCACAGUCUCUUGGAAGGUCAAACUUUUCAAAGGACACAUCAUUUGCAGAUAUCUUCAACUGAUCAAUCGAUAAUAUCGACUAAUUUUAAGCAAUUUUUAGAGGGAUAUACUGAGAUUACUGGUACUUAUGAUCAGACACAUGAAAUUCGAGCUCAACCUUAUGAAUCAAUGCAAUCAUUGGUAUUUCUGCUACUGCUCCUAAUUAAUUCAUUUCAAAAGAGAACUUACAGACUUAACGCUGAUGAAGCAGAUGCUAUUGUUGAAAAAGACAUAACCCAGGAAUUUUUAAAACUUUAUAUCAUCGAACCUUUCCGCAGCCAACAAAAUGAGCUGCGGUCAUUCGUGCCAGUGUCAGCUUAGCUGGCCUCAGGACACUUUGGGCUUUAAAAGAGACCCUAUAAACAGUGAAAAAGCCUGGCUUGAUUUCGCUGUUAGACUUUUGUCCCGAGAGGUGGUGGGAAAGGGCAAAGGUCAAGAAACUGUUUGGAAUGAUAAAUGCAAACCUGAUUGGUGGGAUGGGACUGUGGGCGUGGCUUGGAAGAACCCAACCUCAAAUCCUAAAGACACUAAAGAAAUUUUACAAAAGAAAUACUUGGCUCUUGAAAAACAUUUAGUUGCUCUGGCCAGAUUUCCUAAAGAACUUGAAGAAGAAGCAAAGCUGUGGAAUGCUGGGAAUGUUAAAGAGCUAUACUUGCAGACAACCUUGACUAGUCUGCUUGGAAAGGUCACCAGCUUGCACUGUGCUGUGGAGGAUACUUGCAAGAAGGUAAAAGAGAUGAAUGCUAGGGUGAAUAUCACAUUAUUCAAUGAUAUCACUAAAUGCCUCAAUGCAACUCUGAGAGCUACUGGAAAUUUAAAAUGCACAGUCCCAAUGGCAGCUAACAAGAGACGCUGUGCUCAAGAUGAAAAGGAAAACAGUACUACUGUCCCACAAAAAUCUAGAAGGAUUGACACAUUGCAGACUACAUCCUCUUGUCAAGAAAAUUUAAGCAGUCAGCAAGCACCAGUAAAGAAACCCUCUUCUGAGAUUUUGGCUGUGGCUCAGAAAAUGAUAGACAAAAGAAGAAAAGAAAAAGGUCACACUGUCAGAAAUGUCAAAACAAUAUUUCCAAAACCUUCCCCUUUACCUAGCAGAGUUAGUGUUCCUAAUGUUUCAUCACCUAGCAGAGUGAGUUUUCCUGUUGUCUCCCCUGUGACUAUUCCAGUCAUACAUAUUUCAGCAGAGCAGUUAAAUUAUGCCCUUACUAAUAAUACCACACCUAAUUUUACCUUUGGCAACCAGCCUCUUUUAUCUGUAGCCAGUGUUUUGAAUGGCCCUUCUGUAAAUCUCAUUUCAACAAGUGGCCUUAACAGUCCAGAUUCUCCAGACACUGACCUGUCAAUACUGCCUGCACAUUCAGACAAUAUACUUCUUUCUGAUGUGUUGACAUCUAGUACCAUAGAAUCUGAUUCUAAUUCCUUAAUUUUUGCACCAUCUAAUAACACAAGCCCAUUUUCUUUUGAUGGUGAAGCUUCAAAUUACAGCUCUUCAAAUUCCACUGUGCCUGAGGUUGCUACCAGCCUACAUUCUUUUCCAUUGAGUUCAACCCCUAACCCAGACUCUAGUCCAUCAUUAACAGAUCAGUCUUUUAUGAGUCCACCCUCAACUGAAACUUCUUAUUCUGCCUCUGAUAUUUUUUCUUCUGGUCCUUCGUCAUGUGAAAACUCAGUGUUUUUACAAAGUUCUGUAAGUUCAGACUCAUCAGGCAUUUCCUUGCACUUGAAUGAUCAUUUCCCUUUUGAUUCAUGCGAUCACUUUUCUCCACCCUGUAGCUCUCAAAAUUCUGUAGGCUCUUUUGAUUUCAAGGAAUCACUAGUUGGUCAUUCUGACAGUGAUGAACUGUUCGACACUAGUCUAUGGGAAGAAGAUGGUUCCAAUAUGUUAGAAAAAUUUCUGCAAGACCUUAAGUAACUUUCUUUGGAAGAUAAUUCUAGUUAUUAAUUUAGACAUAAAAAGCUUUCACAAGAAACUUUUAAAUGUUUCACCAUUCAUUUUGACUUUAAAAUAAAAUUAAAAUGUUUGUGCAAUGUCUGUAAGAAAGGGGCUGGUUUUAACUGUAAAAGCAGGUUUGCAAAGAAAGGUUUUUGUUUAUACAUAUAUAAUUUCAAUGUACUCUUCCUAAUUGUUUGACUGUGUUAAAUACAUUAUUAGAAGCUUUGUAUAUUUGUAUAUCAAAUUGAUGUUUAUGUAUUACGUACACCAUAGUGUUUACAUUUGAAUACGUUUUUAAUAAAGAGCUUGAGAACAAAUAUUUAUAUCACUUACAAAUAAUCAGUUACUACUAGUGAAGAGAUUAAAGUUUAAAGUCUUCGAAAAUUAAAAGAUUUAUUAUUGAAGAGUUCACCCAUUUAACUAUUAGUGUUAAAUGACCUUUACAAGAAUAUUAAACCACAAUGAGCUGUUAGUAAAUAUUGCUGUUAGAUAUAUUUCUGGCAAGAUUUGCAUAUUUUUUUUUUUUCACAUGCAAUAAUGAAUUUCUGUUUAAAGGGUUUAAAAGCUUAUGGACCAAAAAGAUUAUAGAAAAGAAAUCACAAAGGCUACUUCACUUUUGUAUUAUCAUUUGAAAUAUUUAUCAUUUGUAUAGAUCUUUCAGUGAAAAUAAAGUAUAUUCAACAACAA